This is a messenger RNA of Opisthorchis viverrini, 1065 nucleotides long. RefSeq lists its product as hypothetical. NCBI's taxonomy places the organism in Eukaryota, Metazoa, Platyhelminthes, Trematoda, Opisthorchiida, Opisthorchiidae. The transcript has 5 exons. Bases 1 to 1065 code for a protein of 354 amino acids. The record is from RefSeq and is a predicted model, not a curated record.
AUGAGGCCAAAGAGAAACGAUGCAGCGAUUGACAACGCGCACAACGAAGAGGCACCGGCAGGCGAAGAUGAACCACUAAAUGUGCUGCAAUCGGAUGGUGUUGAAACGGAAGACACGGAUGAAGAAGACAACGAAGAGGAACGCUUUCGGACACUAUCUUCUGAGGAUGACGAUGAACCGGAAAGCUGCCGGACCUGUUUAUGGGAGAGAGAGAGAGAUAGCGGGGUAGAGAGAAUCAUAGAACCGGGAGAUCCAGAAAUACUGAGUGAAAAGAUUGAUGGACAGAAGGUCCGGGCAGAAGAGGACGACGAGGUGGAGCCCAGGGAUGAUGUACUUGGGGACCGUGCUUUGCGCUUCUUUGCAGCAUUCGGUCUAGAAGACGAUGACCAGCCAUGGUGGGCUUUCGCGCCUUUGGCGUGCUCAGCAGAACGGACCUUAGAGGGAGAGGAUGGAUGUUUUGCCCGUAUCUCUUGUGGCACAGCACCUUCGGGCUGCAGCACCGGAGGGACAGUGGAAGAAACAUCUGCAGAAGACGACGCUGUAAAAAGAACACAUCGUAAUGGAGUUCAUUUAGAUCUACUCAAAACGUGGUGGCACAAUCGAAAUUCAAAGAAAACCAGUGGAUGGAAAUACAGCAUUCAUCUGAACAAAGGCGAUUCACGAGCGGCCUCGACUACAAUAUUUUCGUGUUCCGGUUGCACGCCGUCCACUGCUCACAGUUAUCGGCCUCAGGAAGCGGAGUCGACACGCCUACUUAAGUGUAUAUCCACACCUGAACCACCAGCCGAUGAACAAAUGUUACAGCAGCGAACGGACGACAAUAGCACACACCGAAGGCGAAUCAACGAUCUUCCGUCCGGUUGCGUUCACAACGCGAUGUUUCUCGGUCGUGAUCGGUUGUUCCUCUCUCGUGGAGACAGUGGAACACAGAGCAGUGUCCCCACCACGGUUAUUCCCAGAAACGGCCGAGACGUCUGCACAAUUCAGUUCCUCGGAUUGCCCACCUUCAAGAGCAAGCAACUGAUAGCGGAGCCGUAUGAAGUGGGCCAAAACAAAUGUGUCUGA